Messenger RNA from Drosophila mauritiana, 249 nucleotides. RefSeq lists its product as uncharacterized. The record is from RefSeq and is a predicted model, not a curated record. Lineage: Eukaryota; Metazoa; Arthropoda; Insecta; Diptera; Drosophilidae.
UUUCCUAUGAUUGUGGUAUUGAUUAUGAUUUUCAAUGGCGUUGGUGGGCACGGAAAAUGCCCACCGGGCAAGCAGUGGACCCCAAUGGCUAAAAAGUGUAUAAAAUAUUACUUUGGCUUAUACAUUAAUAACUAUAAAAAAGGUGAGUCGAGGCUAUUAAAAAUAAUGACAACUAAUUUUGAGGUUAUUCCAGACAAAACACACAGAAAUAUAAAGAUAGAAUAAUAAAAGGAUUUCCACACAAAUAAA